AUGCUGGACCGACUGGAGCUGCCCACACACGAGCACUCGAACGCGUUUUGGUCGGCCCCAAUCACUGUGAAGCGUCUUGCCGUGUUGGUUCUGAAUGCAUCGCACGAUUCUUGGCACAUGGGUGGCGUGGGCAUGCACAGCUCGGCGCUGUUCUGGACCUUGUGGAGCCACGCCCAGCUGACCGUAUGUGCUGACGGCGGCGCGAACCGUUUUGCUAAGGGGACGACGGUAGUGAAGGAUCCCGACCAGUCGACGAACGACUUGGACAAGUGCUUGCGACUUGUGUAUCAACAACAGCAAGAGCACUACACGACGGAGAACAGCGUCACUGACUUGUUUUCCGUCCUGAUUUUUGGAGCUAUGGGCGGACGAUUUGACCAGGAGAUGCAGAACAUCAACGCGUUGUUCAGGUGGAGCGGCAAGUUCCAGGAGCUCGUGUUGCUGUCGGACGAGACGACUGCGAGGUUGCUCGAGCCGAACGUGCGGCAUGUGAUUACGCCCAACUUUGCGUAUGAAACACGCACGUGCGGCUUGAUACCCGUAGCGGGAACGUGCGAAGAGACGACGACGUCGGGGCUGAAGUGGAAUCUGACUCCAGGCAUGGAGACAGGCUUUGGAGGACUGAUUAGUACCUCGAAUCACGUGGAUGAUGCAUGCGAGCAGGUAGAGGUCGUGGCGUCGCACCCGCUCAUUUGGACCACGGAACUGAAGAGGCCGCUCGACUAA
Molecule: messenger RNA, 726 nt
Organism: Peronospora matthiolae
Lineage: Eukaryota; Oomycota; Peronosporomycetes; Peronosporales; Peronosporaceae
Source: the annotation of a GenBank genome assembly